This is a messenger RNA of Syngnathus typhle (broad-nosed pipefish), 2673 nucleotides long. RefSeq lists its product as uncharacterized. The record is from RefSeq and is a predicted model, not a curated record. The transcript is spliced from 8 exons. The coding region runs from base 316 to 957 and encodes 213 amino acids. Lineage: Eukaryota; Metazoa; Chordata; Actinopteri; Syngnathiformes; Syngnathidae.
CCCAUGACGGCUGGGAUAGGGUCCAGCACGCCCCCGACUCCCGUGGGGACUAAGCGGUUCAGAAAAUCGAUGGAUGGAUGGAGUUAUUUUGAUGGCUUUAUCCUCACGUCCGCUUGGCUAGAAGCGUACGUUACGAUUCACUAAAUUGUUGCAUCACUUCUUGCAGUCAGCCUGGUCCUCCACACGUGCUCUGACUCAGCCGAAUACGCCGGCGUUUCAAGAAUACUCACGCUUCUUCCUGGUCUGUCUGCCCGUGUUCUGGUCCUUCUCAGAGCGAGCUCGCGCGAAGACGUCUGAGAAUCAACUGAUUUAAAAAUGAAGCCAAAGAGGAUUACACUGUUUUUCUUGCUUUUUUACUUUGCAAACCAAGAUUCUGUGCAGGAUGAAGUGUCUUGCCGUGAAAUUAAAGGCAACGAGGGCUGUUUCCACAAAUUUGAUAAACGUUGCCCAGGGGGUCAAAUUGUCGUUAAGGAAGACAAGACCACUAUUGGCCAUGCCGACUUCAGCGAGAAUCCGCCCAGCUUUGACAUCUAUAAAACAUUCGCAAGAUGUAUAAAUGAGAGUGGUAUUGUCAUAAACUACGGCAGUAACAUUUCAACAGAGUACCACAAUUGUAAUGGGAUGCCUGAAGAUAGCACAGAUUUCUAUUGUACUCAUGAUACUUCAAUGAAUGGAGCGCCCGGAACCAGUAGCAAACCCAAUGUAACUCAUCCUAUCGCCAAUGAUACUUCAAAGAAUGUCAUGGUCGGGGUCGGGGUCGUGGUCGUGGUCGUGGUCGUGGUCCUGUGCAUCAGGAAGUAUAUGAGGGAAAAGGAAAAGAAAAAGAUGCUGCCCAAGGCUGUGCACUCAGACCCUCUACUGCCACGCGCCACUGCCGACCAGCCCACAGAGACAACCUCCGCCAUCGAGCUCCUCUCCGAGGAUGACGAGGCUGCUGUGGUGAAUGGUCUUUCUUGAUUCGCUGGUCAUCAAAAAACAUUCGGACGAUUGCUGGCCCAGAGAAGGAACACUUCAGGGACACACGGCUGAUUGGGAAAAUAUUUUAUUCAACCGAUGUCAGAGUGAUGUCUCUCCAAAAAUUUGAGUGGCCCCAAAAGCAAAGAUGUUAGCAGCCCCCAUUUUUCCUUCUCUUUCUCUGCGAGGCCCCACAUCUUUUAUACCUCGUAAGACAACAGCUGCGGUUCGAGUCUCAGUCUACUGGUUGCUUUCAUGCCUGGUCUUCCUGGUCACGAACAAAUGGCCCUUCCAUAUUCUAGGCUCCUACACAUUACUAAAACUAAAGCGUCUCUGUACCACAAAAAUAGCUCAUGGUAGUCUCACUGCUGCUAGUUCACCACCUAAAGGCAACAUACAAAGACGCAUAGAAUCCAAAAUUUACUACACUGCCUACAGAGAGGAGGUCUGAGGUUGGCAGCCUGGUACUCAGAGAACUCCUUUGCCUUGAACACCAGCAAAAAAAAUAUCGAUUUCAGGAAGCAUAACACUGACAUAGCCCCCCUACACAUCAACGGCGAGCGCUUGGAAAGGGUCCACACCUUCAAGUAUCUCGCCGUCCUCAUCUCAAACAACACCUCCCAGUCAGAGAACAUCACCUCCAUCACCAAGAAGGCACAGCAGCAGCUACAGUUCCUGAGAGUUCUCAGGAAGCACAGCCUCAACUCCAACCUGCUGCUGACCUUCUACCGCUCAUCCAUUGAGAGUUUGCUGACAUAUUGCAUCACAGUAUGGUUUGUCAGGAAGAGACUGCAGAGAGUUGUCAAGGGACCACAGAAGAUCGUCGGCUACCCACUCCCCUCGCUGACGGACAUUUACACCUCCUGCUGUCUCAGGAGAGCUAAGGCAAUCUCAGGAAACAUCUCCCAUCCUGGCUUUGUCCUGUUUGACCUGCUGCCCUCAGGGAGGCGUUACAGAAAUAUCAGGACAAGGGCAACCAGACUUAAAACCAGCUUCUUUCCAAGAGCCAUAACUGCUGUCAAUACGAACGUGCGAUAAGUCUGAUCUCUUUGGACUGCAUCUUUCUACGUGCAAUAUAUUUAUGCUUGGUCACCAUAAUUGUGCAAUUGUCAUAGCCAUUGUAUUCCUUUGUUCAGACAAGCGUUCUGGGUCUUACCUUAGCAAACUAACAACAACCAUAACUGUGCAGUUGUCACUUUGCAACCUUGUCUACAUUGUAUACAGGACUGCCUCUGUCAGGGUUUUCCAAACUAUCUUGAUCGAAUGAUUAUGUUGGAAUGUAACCUGUAAUAAAUAACCUAGCUUGGCCCACCCUACACAACGUCAUAAAACACACCCUAUGUUUUGAUGACAGUCCAUCCAGUCCACUGUCACCCCCACCCUGUUUCUCUUAAUAAAAAUGCAGUCUCAGAAAAUUAGAAUAUUGUGAUGUUCUUUAUUUUCUGACAUGCAUUAAGCUGUAAGCCAUAAUCAGCAAUAUUGAAAUAAAAGGCUUGCAAUAUUUCAGUUGAUUUGUAAUGAGUCCAGAAUGUAUGACCUUUUUGUUUUUUUAAUUGCAUUUCAGAAAAUAAAGAACUUUAUCACAAUAGUGUAUAUAUAGUUUAACAUUUAUCAUAUAUAUAUUUUUUUUCUAUAUACUUUGUUUUAUUUUGCGCUGUUGGGCAGUUCCAAUCUUGUUAUACUAUGUAUAAUGAAAAAUAAAAGGCAUUCUGAUUCUGA